This is a messenger RNA of Penicillium canariense, 720 nucleotides long. RefSeq lists its product as uncharacterized. The coding region runs from base 1 to 720 and encodes 239 amino acids. NCBI's taxonomy places the organism in Eukaryota, Fungi, Ascomycota, Eurotiomycetes, Eurotiales, Aspergillaceae. The transcript has 2 exons. Gene Ontology annotation, cellular component: cytoplasm; nucleus. The record is from RefSeq and is a predicted model, not a curated record.
AUGCGGUUUUUCUGUUUACCAGGAGGCCUUUGCAAUGCCAAAGUCAAGCCCAUCCUGUCCGAUCUCAACAAGGAUGGAGAAACAACCAGCUUUGUCUAUACGCAGGGUAAAAACCCAGUCACAGUGCCUCCCGAAUUCGAAGGGUUCUUUGGCCCCCCUCCCAACUUCACAUUCAUAGAUGGUGAUCCUCAGGUUGCUUCCUACCCGAUUCGAACACUUGGUCAGGAAGGAAGCCCUGAAGAUGCCAUAAGAAAAUUUUACAAUUCUGCCGGGCUAUGGAAGACCAAGGAUGCAAAAUCCGUGUUGGAUCCUCUAUUGGACCAAAUCGAUCAAGAUCCAGCGAUUGAAGGGAUCAUCGGGUUUUCAGAAGGAGCGGGCAUCGCUGCCUCCCUCAUUGUAGAGGAGGGCAAACGCGAGAAAGCAACCGGCCGAGUUCCUCGUCUCAAAUGUGCCAUCUUCAUGGCGGGAAUGCCUCCAAUGGAUUCGGCCACUGGCCGGUACUUGCUCCAGGAUGAAGAUGGGCAACUCAUUUCUAUUCCAACCGUCCAUAUUAUGGGGACCCAGGACGCUAUGAUCAGCGGAACUAUGGCGCUCUACAAUGUGUGUGAUCCAGACACUGCAGACCUGUUCGAUCAUGGUGGCGGCCACAUUAUUCCCCGAGAUGCACAGACCGUGACCGAAGUGGUGAAGAUCAUUCGGACCAUGGUCUCAGAGUUGUGA